AUGCUCAAGGAAAACUAUGUGACUUUUGCACCUGCAGAGAGAAGUGCUGUAGCCAAGAUUGAACAUGUCCCAUGGCCAGAUCACAAAAGUCGUAGAUAUCAUUACCUUCCUGCAGACAAAACUCCAACCAACAACAGGGUUGUCAACGAAGAUCCCAUAAGUAUCUCAAACUUCAGUAGGCAGUUUAUAGUAUCUGAAGAAUGUGUUACUGAUUAUCUUAAGUGCAAAAAAAAAUUGUCAAAGCAUCUGCGAAGGCAAAGAAGAAAUACGAGGAUUAUGAUUGGAAUGCCAUGUUCAAUGAUGGUUGUUUCACCAAACAAACAGUAGCUGUUUUGGAUAAAUACCAGAGACAUCACAAGCUGCACUCUGCUUCAAACAAGAAAGCAAUAGUAUCCGCAGUCCAGAGACACAUUACACACCAAUUCAAUGCUACCAGUCAACAGCUGAAAGAGAAAUCAGACUCUGAUUCUCGAGAUGAAAGUGAAAUUGUAGCCCAUUAA
Messenger RNA from Paramuricea clavata, 500 nucleotides. Lineage: Eukaryota; Metazoa; Cnidaria; Anthozoa; Malacalcyonacea; Plexauridae. The record is from the annotation of a GenBank genome assembly.